AUGUCCCCCAAGCGUCUCUUACUCUAUGUCAUUACAUCUUGGUGUAUCUUAGCAUUGUGCUGGAUCUCCUACCAUUGCCAUAAGAUCAGAGGAUCCUCCAGUGGAAGUGAUAGAUCACAUGCUCGUCUUGUUGGCAAAGAGAAAUGUACUAAGCUCCUUCGGGAUUACAGAGAUAUUUUGAGGAUAAUGCAAGAGAGGGGAGCACAUGAAAGGGAACAAGAAGGGUAUAAAUCUGAGCUCAAAAUUUGUGUAGACAAAUCGGCCCCUUUGAUGAUCCAACCGAAUACCAGUUCUUCAGAAGACGGUGGUCAACAAAAGUUGAUUGACACCAAACUUGUGAUUCGUGAAGCUCAUCCUAGACCUCAUUGUGUUAAACAAGUCAAAAUUUGGGGAACGGAACACCUACAACGUGGAAUCGAGCCCUGUCCAGGACUAGCAUGCGGAAUCAAUUUGGUGAUCGACGCGAAUUAUGAGACAUUAAAAGAUAGUGAUGCCGUCUUGCUCUUACCGAGGACACCCUGGAAUUGGACUAGAAUAUUGAGUCAUAAACAUAAAGGACAAAAAUUCAUAUUUUACUCCCACGAAAGUCCACUAAAUACACAAAAAGGAGUCCUUCCACCCAAAGACUAUCUCUACAGCGCUUAUGAUUACAUAAUGUCAUACCGUUUCAGGGAAUCCCACUUAUAUGCCAGCUUUGCUUACUAUGACACCAGUAAACCAUCGAUUAGUUCAAACGAAACAAGGAAUUGGGCUGCUGGUCGGAAGCGACAGGUCGCAUGGUUGUCCUCUAACUGUAAGUCCAUCUAUCUGCACUGGAAUAGGACUGGGUUUGUCAAAGAGCUGUCCAAAUAUCUUGACGUGGGCAUGUACGGCAAGUGCGGGGAGCAAGGAGCUUGUCCUCCACGUGUGGAUGACUUUUCCGAAACAUGCAAUGGUGUACUACGACAGUUCAAGUUCUAUCUCGCUUUAGAAAACUGCGCUUGUAGAGACUACAUCACCGAAAAACUAUGGAAUAAUGCCUUCAAAAACGACCUAGUCCCUAUUGUGUUUGGACCUACUCGAGCGGACUACGAGGCGGUCGUUCCGCCGGAUUCAUUCAUCCAUGUCGAGGACUUCGAAACUAUCCAAGAUCUUGCGGACUUUGUAACCAUUCUUGAUCAAAAUGACCAUCUCUACAAUAAGUUCUUUGAAUGGAAGAAACAAGGAUCAGUCGAAGUAACAAACGAAUCAUGGCUUUUUAUGCCCCAGAAUAUGUGCCAGGUCGUCAGUAGACUAUUAGAUGACGAAAAAGCAGCAAGAACGGGAAAGAUCAACAAACCAAUCCUGCCGAAUUGGAAAGAAUGGUGGCCUCAGUCUUGUCGCAACAUUUCAGGGUUUCCCAUCAAGAUACGUAGGUGAUGCAAAUCGUCAAGAUGUAAUUUAAAUGGAUUAUCUAAUCGAUUUAUAGUCAUAUUAUUAUCAUGUAGUGAGCAGAUAUUAAUUUGUAUGUAUAGAAAUCCGUGAUUAUAAUUCAUCUUCUAAAGAUUACUUUAUUUUCAUUCCAAUAUACAUGACAGUAUAGAAAUUCUGGUUUAAAUAGUUAAGGAAAAUCAUUAACUGAACACUUAAUGAGGAUACAAAUGAGUUUUCCAAUAUACAAGUUUAUAAUCAUAAAUAUCUUGUUUAUUGUUGCUGUUGUUUGUGCUGUUGUUACCAAACUAGAACUUAUGAAAGACUACCAAUGUUUAUAGAUAUUAGAAAUGAAUUUCCUAUAUGUGCGGGGCGUUAGCAUUUGUAUACGUUGGUGGGGGUGGGAGUGUGUGUAUGUGGGCGCUUUAAGCGAAAUAGAAUUCGAGUGGCGAUGAUAUCAUUGUGAACUCUAUAUAUUUGUCGCGGCUUGGUUUAGUUUUCUUGGUAU
Molecule: messenger RNA, 1897 nt
Organism: Lytechinus variegatus (green sea urchin)
Lineage: Eukaryota; Metazoa; Echinodermata; Echinoidea; Temnopleuroida; Toxopneustidae
Product: 3-galactosyl-N-acetylglucosaminide 4-alpha-L-fucosyltransferase FUT3-like
Exons: 1
Coding region: 1-1398 (465 amino acids)
Cellular component (GO): membrane
Molecular function (GO): alpha-(1->3)-fucosyltransferase activity
Source: RefSeq, a predicted model, not a curated record